AUGGCCACCACAACCACGGCGGUAGCGUCCCUCACUACCCUGUCCCCCGCCGUCGGCAAGCGGUUUGUCCUCUCGUCCCCGUGCCUCUCAUUCUCCUCUCACCGCCUGACCAUCGCCGGCCUCCGCCAUCGAUACCACACCGCCGCGGCGUCGAGGACAGCGAGGAGGCGGGCGGCGUCCACGUCCCUAGUGGUGGGGAGCAGGACGGUGACGCUCCCCGACGCGAUGCUCUCCUACUUCGACCCGGCUGAUGGGGAGCUGAGGACGGUGACGGUGGCGGAGCUGACUGCGGGCAAGAAGGUCAUCCUGUUCGCGGUGCCCGGCGCAUUCACGCCCACGUGCUCGCAGAAGCACCUGCCGGGGUUCAUGGAGAAGGCGGGCGAGCUGAAGGCGAAGGGCGUGGACACAGUGGCGUGCGUGUCGGUGAACGACGCGUUCGUGAUGAAGGCGUGGAAGGAGUUGCUGGGGCUGGCCGACGGCAGCGGCGUGCUGCUGCUGUCGGACGGCAACCUGGAGCUGACGCGCGCGCUGGGUGUGGAGAUGGACCUCUCCGACAAGCCCAUCGGGCUCGGCGUGCGGUCAAGGAGAUACGCGCUGCUGGCCGAGGACGGCGUCGUGAAGGUGCUCAACCUCGAGGAGGACGACGCCUUCACCACCAGCAGCGCCGAAGAGAUGUUGCGGCUUGCAUGCAGUGAUGCAGUGGCCGCGGAACGCGCAAUAACAUGCGGCUUUUGCGGCUUGCAUGCAGUGGCAGUGGCCCAGGUGGGCGAUGCUAAGCGGCUUGCAUGCAGUGACCCAGGUGCAUGCGACGUGGGAUAG
This is a messenger RNA of Zea mays, 819 nucleotides long. Its product is annotated as peroxiredoxin-2E-2, chloroplastic-like. Gene Ontology annotation, cellular component: cytoplasm. The record is from RefSeq and is a predicted model, not a curated record. Gene Ontology annotation, biological process: cell redox homeostasis; cellular response to oxidative stress; hydrogen peroxide catabolic process. Lineage: Eukaryota; Viridiplantae; Streptophyta; Magnoliopsida; Poales; Poaceae. Gene Ontology annotation, molecular function: thioredoxin peroxidase activity.